Lineus longissimus is the source of this 969-nucleotide messenger RNA. RefSeq lists its product as uncharacterized. The transcript has a single exon. The record is from RefSeq and is a predicted model, not a curated record. Gene Ontology annotation, molecular function: nucleic acid binding. Gene Ontology annotation, biological process: DNA integration. NCBI's taxonomy places the organism in Eukaryota, Metazoa, Nemertea, Pilidiophora, Heteronemertea, Lineidae. The coding region runs from base 1 to 969 and encodes 322 amino acids.
AUGCCGUUUAAUUUACGCGCGAAACAUGUCCCUGGGACUACGCUUGUUGUUGCAGACGCGUUAUCUAGACAGCCCCUGAGCGGUGAACAAUCCAAUACUGAAUCAGAAGUCAAGAUGUUCGUCAAUGCAGUGGUUGAGGCAAGACCUGUGUCAGAUGUUAAAAUCGAGAAGAUUCUCCAAGAGACGAAAGAGGACGAGGCACUUCAGGCGGUAAUCUCACUCACGGCAGAGGGAUGGCCAAAGCGCCGAAAUCAGGUGCCAGUUACAGCAUGCGAAUUCUUCGAUGUUCGUCAUCGACUUUCCGUCGCUGGUGGAUUACUUUUGUUCGGUGACCGCAUCGUGAUACCUCAAUCGAUGAGGGGUGACAUUUUGAACCGCAUACACGAAGGACACAUGGGUGUCAACAAGUGUCGCGACAGGGCUAAAAUGUCCGUAUUUUGGCCACGUCUCAAUGCCGAGAUCGCUGAACUCGUAGGUGGAUGUGACUUUUGUCAAGAACAAAGGUCGACUCAGAAACACGAGCCGUUAAUUGUAACCCCUCACCCAAAGUAUCCGUGGGAGAAAAUCGCUAUGGACUUGUGCACUGUGAAGUCAGAAAAGUAUCUAGCACUCAUGGACUACUAUUCUAAGUACAUUGAAAUAGCGCAUAUGCGUUCUACAACUGCCAGCAGUGUUAUCAAGAAAGCAAAGGCAAUAUUCGCUAGAUGGGGCGUGCCCCGUGAAAACGUCUCGGACAAUGGCCCGCCUUAUGAUUCGAAAGAAUGGAAAACUUUUGCGUCGGAGUGGGGAAUAACACUCACAACCUUUAGCCCCCACAAUCCUCAGGCUAAUGGUCAGGGAGAAAGUGGCGUAGCCAUUGCAGAGAGAAUUUUGAGACAACCUGAUCCCAUAAAAGCUCUCAUGAGUUAUCGCUCAACCCCAGUCAGGUCAACUGGAUACAGCCCAAGUCGUCUAAUGAUGGGCAGAUAG